Aplosporella prunicola CBS 121167 is the source of this 1077-nucleotide messenger RNA. RefSeq lists its product as uncharacterized. Lineage: Eukaryota; Fungi; Ascomycota; Dothideomycetes; Botryosphaeriales; Aplosporellaceae. The record is from RefSeq and is a predicted model, not a curated record. The transcript has 2 exons. The coding region runs from base 1 to 1077 and encodes 358 amino acids.
AUGUCCAACUCCCCCACCACCCCCCAACCCCAACCCCAACCCCCACCCGCCACCCCCGCAAUCCUCUUCUCCCUCGAAGUAGCCUGCGACCUAAUCAAAGCCACGCGCAGCUCACCUCCCGCCUGGCAAGCCGCAAAACCAGGCAUCGACGCCGCGAUCAGGAGUCUACGGCUCGCAUCCUCUAUCGAGCCCGGCGUGGCGGCUGUGCAGGAGGGACGGCUGCGCCCUGACAUCCGUAAGCAGCAGCAGCAGCAGCAGCAGCAGUUCCGGUCGAAGGGUGGGGGGAGUGAGGACGGGAGUAGUGGAAGUGGGGGUGGGAAGGCGCGGCAGGUGGAGGGGGAGCCGGCGGUGGUGUCGGAGCGGAGGCUUUGUGGGAGUGGUAGUGUGAGCGCGAGUGCGAGUGCGGAUGGGCGGACGGAUGGCGCGAGGAGGACCAGGCGAGAGCGGUUCCAUCCGUAUAGGAGGAGGGUUUGCCGCGCUAGUGACCGGCACCGAGCGACGGAGGAGAAGGAGGAGGAGGAGGAGGAGCCGGCUGGGCGUACUGAGGCCGCUUCGUUUGCGACGAUGGAGGAAGCUCCUGAUGUCGACGAUCCAACGGCCGGGAUUACCGCUGCCAAAUCCAGCUUCAAAGACGAUGAAGAAAAAGAAGAAGAAGACGAUGGCGACGAAUACGACAGCGAAGACGACGACAACGACGACGACGACGACAUCUCCGUCGACUGGACCUCCUCCUCGCACCCCCUCACUCCAGCACACACAACUCGCGCGCACGACACUUCCACCAGCUCGCUCAAGCGCGCAGUCCCGCUUAUGGACGCGACGCCCUACAGAUCCGCGCUGAAGCUCUGGGACCGGCGCAAUGCGAAAGUGCGGCGAGAGCGGGAGCAGUGGAUGCGGUACGCGAUGGAAGCGGACGAGCAGGUGGAGGUGUGGCAGGCGCGGGCGGAGAGGGAGAGCGAGGCGGCGAGGAGAGCGGAGGAGCAGGCGGGGGUGUGGAGGGAGAGGUGUGCGGUUUGGGAGAGGGAGGCUGUGCGGUUGAUGGAGGUGGCUGGGGGUGGGCUUGUUGUGGGGUGUUGA